Molecule: messenger RNA, 4161 nt
Organism: Rhineura floridana
Lineage: Eukaryota; Metazoa; Chordata; Lepidosauria; Squamata; Rhineuridae
Gene: PDP1
Product: pyruvate dehydrogenase phosphatase catalytic subunit 1
Exons: 2
Coding region: 299-1909 (536 amino acids)
Biological process (GO): protein dephosphorylation
Molecular function (GO): protein serine/threonine phosphatase activity; cation binding
Source: RefSeq, a predicted model, not a curated record
AAAAACGCCCACGACACAGGAAAUCUGUCACACUGCUUGGUGAGAGUUCGGCGCGCGGCGUUGCCGUUGCCGCUGCUGUGAGGAAAAGAGCGCACGGGAACGCGCACUCGUUGCCGGUGGCGGGAUAAGGGUGGGAGAACAGCCGAGUUCUGCCUUCUGCGCCGGUCGCUAAGGGGAAGAGAGAGAGACGUUUCCUCGCUCUCGGUAUUUCCCGCUAUCCGAGCGGGGUGCCGCCACCCACCAAAGCUGACCAGCAAUUCCAGUCAGAAGCCCCAGGUUGCCAUUGUUCUCUGAUGCCAUGCCAGCACCAACUCAGCUAUUGCUUCCAUUAAUUCGUAACUGUGAAAUUGGCAGGAUAUACAAUACUGCAUGCUACUGUCAUCAUAAACAUCUCUGUUGCUUGUCGCCUCACUUAACUCACAAUCACUUGAGAUAUGUUCCACCAAAGAAGCUUGCAACCCUUUGUAGACCAAAGGAGAACUUCAGUCAGUUUAUUCAUGCAAGAAACUAUGUCUCCACACCACAGAGGUUUUAUCUCACACCUCCACAGGUCAACAGCAUCCUGAAGGCAAAUGAAUACAGUUUCAAAGUUCCUGAGUUCGAUGGGAAAAAUGUAAGUUCUGUCCUUGGCUUUGAUAGCAACCAGCUUCCUGCCAAUGCACCAAUAGAAGAUCGAAGAAGUGCAGCCACUUGCUUACAAACAAGAGGGAUGCUUCUUGGUGUGUUUGAUGGUCAUGCAGGAUGUGCCUGUGCACAAGCUGUCAGUGAAAGACUGUUUUACUACAUCGCUGUUUCUCUAUUACCCCAUGAAACUUUACUUGAGAUAGAAAAUGCUGUUGAGAGUGGUAGGGCCCUGUUGCCCAUCUUACAGUGGCAUAAGCACCCCAAUGAUUAUUUCAGUAAAGAAGCCUCCAAAUUGUAUUUUAACAGCUUAAGAACUUAUUGGCAGGAACUCAUAGACCUUAACACUGGGGAGACAACGGAUGUAAAAGAGGCUUUAAUUAAUGCCUUUAAAAGGCUUGAUAAUGACAUUUCUUUGGAAGCUCAAGUAGGAGAUCCAAAUUCUUUUCUCAAUUACUUGGUACUGCGUGUAGCCUUUUCUGGUGCAACUGCUUGUGUGGCUCAUGUUGAUGGGGUUGAUUUGCAUGUUGCUAAUACUGGUGACAGCAGAGCCAUGCUUGGGGUCCAAGAAGAGGAUGGCUCUUGGUCUGCUGUUGCUCUGUCUUAUGAUCAUAAUGCACAGAAUGAAAGUGAGAUUGAAAGACUCAGAAUGGAACACCCAAAGUCUGAAGAAAAGAGUGCUGUGAAACAAGAUAGGUUAUUAGGCCUACUGAUGCCUUUCAGAGCUUUUGGAGAUGUCAAAUUUAAAUGGAGCAUUGACCUUCAGAAGAGAGUGAUCGAGUCGGGCCCAGAUCAGCUCAAUGAUAAUGAAUAUACAAAGUUCAUUCCACCAAACUACCAUACUCCGCCGUACCUCACAGCUGAACCAGAGGUAAUACAUCACAAAUUAAGACCUCAGGACAAAUUCUUGAUACUGGCAACAGAUGGCUUGUGGGAAACCAUGCACAGGCAGGAUGUGGUUAGAAUUGUAGGUGAGUAUUUAACAGGUGUUCACCAUCAAGAGCCAAUAGCUGUUGGAGGUUAUAAGGUAACUCUGGGACAGAUGCAUGGUCUUCUAACAGAAAGGAGAGCCCGGGUCUCUUCAGCUUUUGAAGAUCAGAAUGCAGCAACUCAUUUGAUACGCCAUGCUGUUGGAAAUAAUGAGUUUGGCACUGUUGAUCAUGAGCGGCUGUCAAAGAUGCUUAGUCUUCCAGAAGAGUUGGCUCGGAUGUACAGGGAUGAUAUCACAAUUAUAGUGGUGCAAUUCAAUUCCCAUGUUAUAGGUGCAUGUCAAAAUGAGGAGUUCUAAAUUCUAAACUGAAGUUGUGAACCAAAGUUUUCACAGAACAAAAUGGCCAGUACUGACUGCAUGAUAGUAAAACUUACAUGGUUAUUCUCUGGCCAUCAGAAGUACAGUUGAAGCAAGUAUAAUUUGCACAAAUGUAGAGCAAUGGUCAAAGGAUUAUCAAAUUAACUCCUAGGAGAGCUGAACAAAUUGGGACAACUUUGCACUAAUCAACCAUUUCCUUGAACAGUGGCUUGUAAUUUGGGAUUACUUGAUAGAAGUAAAGGCUUCAUAUGCAUCCAUGCGAUGUCCUCCAAGGCAAAAAUCUUGUGUGUUUUGUCACAUGUAAAUAUCUAUAGAUAGGUAGUAGCUAUACAGAACAUUGGAUAGUAACUUGGUUGUAAAUCUGAAUUUGAAUAGGGCUGAUAAGUUUUAUAUCUACAAAGUAGCUAUGGUGUCUUCCCUUUUGGAAAGGAAAAGAACUUUUUAACAAGUUGGUAAAUGUCUUGAUAGAACAUCUAGCUAUCCUCUUUUGGGUUGGGUAAUGAUAUCUCAGUUGAAACACAUACCUAGAGUACCACUGUUAUAGUGCAAGUCUAAGCCAUAUCUCAAGCCUGUCCAAAAUUAUUAGUAGUGGAAUAAAUUUUUGCAUCAGAUGACUUACUUACUUUGAGAAGACUGUAUUUUGCACAGUUCAAUAGGCAAUAAAUGAUAAUGAUAAGAUUGGUUAACUGGUGGGAAAUGCAAAAAAAAAUUGACUUGCAUUAUGAAGCUAUGAUUCUACCUUUUCUGAAACGUGAGCUAAUUUUCAAUCAGGCUGUCUUGUGAAACAUUUUACUCUUGGCAAGCAACAGUCCUGACUUGUACCAAACCUAUUUCCAAUCAUAAGUCUCUGGUCUUAUGCAAUCAGUAGUGACUUAGUAAACUAGUGCAGACACAUAUGUUGUAAUUUGAAUUAAAAGUUUUGUUUUGUUUUUAAGUAUCACAAAGCAAAAGCAUAUCCAUAUAGCGUGGUUUCCAUGCUGACUUAAAAAAAGCAAUGUGAUAAUUUUUGUAAAUAGGUCAAAUAAUGGGGAAGUAUCUGCAUGCUCCUCAUACUGGCAUUGCAGUAUGAACUGCAAUAACAGCUUUCAAAAUUUCACCACUAGUGUGCAUAUUUGGUUACAUCCAAAAAUCUCCUAAAAUUGCAUGUUUCAUCUUAAAGCUUUGCAUUGCUACCAUAUACCAUACUAAUUUGGAAUUGUCAGGCAAAAAGCAUUCUCAGCAGCCACAGUUUUGAAUGUUCUUGAACAUAGUGUGAAACUGAAGACUUCCCGAAUGUAAAACAAAAUCAAUUGCUUUUUUCUAAUAUCAAACUGUGUUUUAAUCUGUUUUUGAACACUGAUAGUAUAGCUAUGAUGGGAAAUAUGCAGAAACUAUUUUGACUAUAUUUUGUCUAGCUAUUAAGCACUUGCAUUAUAAGCAUUAACAUCCUUGGUGCUUCUUUACAUCUUGUAAUAUACAUACUGUUUUAGAUCUCUAGGGGAACUGACACAUGAAGAAUGUUGUUGUUCUUGACAAUAUGAAUGCUUAAAAAGAAAGUCAAGGAAUACUACUUCCAGAGUAUUCCUGUGACAAAGCACUUUAGUAACACGUUGCUUAGCACUAAUGCUCUCUUUUCUUUAAAGUAACAAGUUUUGAAAUGCAAGUAUUAAAAGCUAUUCUUACUUCAUGUACUUAUCUGUGUGCAAAAAUAAACUUACAAAUUUGAAGCCCUGUCCACAGCCUUGACAAAUUGUGGUCUUCCCUUUGUGCCCAAGGAAUGCAAUUAAGCUAUCCUUUGCUUAUAUUUUUCCAGGUCCCAACUUGAAUGUUUGCGCUUAUUGUGUUAAUAACAAAACUAAGCAACUUAUCUUCAUUGUCUUUGUACAUGAAAUAUAACUAAAUAUCAUUGGCUAGGUCAAAUCCUUUUAUUUUGUAUGUUGUCUACAAAAUAGAUUUAAACUGUUACAUUAUCCAGACUUCCUGUUGUUACUUGUGUGAAAUGUGCAGUACAUGUAAAUGUCUCAUUUUGGUUUGGUACUAGUCUUAACAAACUGAACCCUCAUCUUGUAUGUUUAGCACUUGACAGUGGAGGGGGGUUAACUUUGUAAAAUGAAAGGUUAACAGGAUUUAAAUGAAGACUCCUAAACUAUGUAUGCAGUGAACUGAAGCAGCAUUGUGGCUUUCUGAACAUCACGUGAUAUGAGAAGAACAAUUAUCUUUUAGUAGAAUUCAAUAAAAUAAUUAUAUGAACA